AUGGCCAGCAUUUUGGGUGCUGGUGCUUUCAAAACGGUGCACCCAGGCUGGUUGACCCUGUUUGCCUCUCCCUCGUCUGGUCUCGGAUCUAAGGCACGCGAUGAUGUUGCAGUCAAGCAGGCUUACUACAAGGCUUACCCACCAGGCGCUAGCAGCACAUCCCUUAAGUACAAGAUCAGCCGUCAUGCUCUUCCAGAUGAGGUGAAAAGACUCGUAAAAGAGGCAAACAUUCUUUAUUGGGCUUGGUCACUUUUGCAACUCACUUAUGACUUCAUCAAUCGCUCUAUGGCUAGCGCAUCUGAACUUCCACCAUUCAACAUCCCACAGGUUUGCUUUGUGGAUGCUGGUAUCGUGUUUGCAUUUUGUCCACUGCCUGCGUCCAAAGUAGCCUCAAAGUGGUCGGCAAGCACAGCAUGUGCAGUUUAUCUUGUAGAGGAACUCAUUCCUGAAAUACAUUCACAACAUGGACACGAAUCCAUUGCUUGA
This is a messenger RNA of Suillus bovinus, 486 nucleotides long. RefSeq lists its product as uncharacterized. Bases 1 to 486 code for a protein of 161 amino acids. The transcript has a single exon. NCBI's taxonomy places the organism in Eukaryota, Fungi, Basidiomycota, Agaricomycetes, Boletales, Suillaceae. The record is from RefSeq and is a predicted model, not a curated record.